CUUCAACGUUCCAGAAUUUUACCGCUCACGGUAUCUAUCGCGUUCGUUUGGCUUCGUCUCGCUCGUUAGCCGUUUAGAUCGGCCUCUGUUUCUCUGAUCUCGCCGCGGCCACGGUCCAGUGUUAGGGAGGCUUCGUGCGAUCAGGAGAUGGGCCAGCAGUCGCUCAUCUACAGCUUCGUUUCGCGGGGGACGGUGAUCGUGGCCGAGUACACGGAGUUUACCGGAAACUUUAACAGCAUCGCUGCCCAGUGCCUUCAGAAGCUCCCCGCCACCAGCAAUAAAUUCACCUACAACUGCGACGGUCACACCUUCAACUACCUCGUUGAGGAUGGAUACACAUAUUGUGUAGUUGCUGUUGAAUCUCUAGGCAGGCAAGUUCCCAUUGCUUUUCUGGAGAGGGUGAAGGACGACUUCAGCAAAAGAUAUGGGGGAGGAAAAGCUACAACUGCUCCAGCAAAUAGCCUCAGCCGUGAGUUUGGGGCCAAGCUUAAAGAGCACAUGCAAUACUGUGUGGACCACCCCGAAGAGAUCAACAAGUUGGCGAAGGUGAAAGCUCAGGUUUCAGAAGUCAAAGGAGUAAUGAUGGAAAAUAUCGAGAAGGUUCUUGACCGUGGUGAGAAAAUUGAGUUGCUCGUUGAUAAAACCGAAAGCCUUCGGUCCCAGGCGCAGGAUUUUCGACAGCAAGGUACGACAAUGAGGAGGAAGAUGUGGCUACAAAACAUGAAGAUUAAACUGAUGGUUCUGGGCAUUGUCAUCGCACUGAUUCUUAUCAUAUUUUUGUCCUUUUGUCAUGGCUUCAAGUGCUUAUGAGGAUUGAUACAGAGUGCCGCAACAAUUUCUUCCCUCGUAUAAGUUGUUGUCAAACAUGGUGCUACUACUUAGUCUCUUUGUAUAGCUUAGUGCUGCAGAAACACCUGUCGAUUGUGGUUUCAGAUUCCUAUCACGAGCAAUACUUUUCUAUAUGUUAUUUUCUUCGUUGAUUUGCUAUUAGCUUAGCAUCUUCCGAAGAAUUGGCAUUAUUGUGGGCGACGAACGCAGGGUUUAUUUUCCUAAUAUGAAUAGUCAUAUUUACUACUUUGGGUUGA
Molecule: messenger RNA, 1085 nt
Organism: Zingiber officinale
Lineage: Eukaryota; Viridiplantae; Streptophyta; Magnoliopsida; Zingiberales; Zingiberaceae
Product: vesicle-associated membrane protein 721-like
Exons: 5
Coding region: 148-810 (220 amino acids)
Biological process (GO): vesicle-mediated transport
Cellular component (GO): membrane
Source: RefSeq, a predicted model, not a curated record